AUGGCACCUGAGCCCUGCCCGGCCGGCACCGCGGGGAGAGCGCUGCCCCGCCGGAGCGCUUGUGCCGGGGCGCGGCGGGGCCGGGCUGACACCGCCUCCCCUCGGGGCCCGCCGGCGGCUGGGGACGGGGCACCGCCGGCCCCGCCGAGCGCUCCACCGCCUCGGCCCCUUCCCUCCGCAGAGCGCCGGCUGGCCGUGCCCGGAGCCGGACUUCGCCGGRGGCUCGGGCUGCGCCUGCCCCUGGUCCGCCCCCGCCGGUGUUUCCAAGGAGACCUGGGCUGCCGUCUGCGCCGCGGAGCCGCCCCACAGCCAGGGCCGGCGGGAGGCCAGUUCUGCAGCCCGCAGCUCGGUGCUCAGGAUGCGGCGUGGCAGGGAGACCAGCUGUCCUCCCAGCUCUACAGAAACAAGCAGCUUCAAGAUACUUUGCUUCAGAAGGAAGAGGAACUUGCUAGGUUACAUGAAGAAAAUAAUAACCUCCGACAAUACCUGAAUUCUGCCCUGAUUAAGUGUUUGGAAGAAAAAGCCAAGAAACUGCUGUCCGGCCAUGGACAAAAAACUAGUGCUAUCCUCAAAAGUACCAAGAGGAGAUUGAAAGAGGACCACUGCUUUGUUCCUCAAGAAACUCCUCAUGCUUCCAAAACUAGAAGGAAUCUCUUCAAUGAAUUCACUGCCUGUGAAGAGCAAGCCAGCCCUGCUGUGGACAGUUGGGUGUUACAGACCUUAGGAUUAAAAGAUGUGAACACUAUUGAUGAAGCUUCAGCUAACUACAGUGCCCUGUCCUCAGACCUUGGAAAAGAURCAUACUGCCUGAGCCCUGGGGGAGCAGAAGGCUAUGAGCACAGGGAAGGAGCAGCAGCAGUGUUUAGCUGCAGCCACGUGCCUCCAGCCAGCAGCAGCACCCUUCCAUGCAGCGAGGACUCUCCAUUUCUCCCUCAGUUUUCUUCAGCACCAUGCAUUUCCUCACCAGUGUCAAGCAUUUCCUCCCUGCCAGCCUAUGGGUUGCCUUAUUUGACUGCUGAUUUGUCACCAAACAAGACAGAAGUGGCCUUCACAACRUCUCUAAGUCCCCACCGCAAUGUGAGAACACACAGCUUCCACCAAGGACAGGCCUUUGUGCGCAGGGACGACGAUGGGGGAUGGAGAUUCACCUGGGUGCCCAAGCAGGCUGAAUGA
This is a messenger RNA of Malurus melanocephalus (red-backed fairy wren), 1173 nucleotides long. RefSeq names its product geminin coiled-coil domain containing (gene GMNC). The record is from RefSeq and is a predicted model, not a curated record. Lineage: Eukaryota; Metazoa; Chordata; Aves; Passeriformes; Maluridae. Gene Ontology annotation, biological process: negative regulation of cell cycle; negative regulation of DNA replication. The transcript is spliced from 4 exons. Gene Ontology annotation, cellular component: nucleus. Bases 1 to 1173 code for a protein of 390 amino acids.